Molecule: messenger RNA, 1608 nt
Organism: Emys orbicularis (European pond turtle)
Lineage: Eukaryota; Metazoa; Chordata; Testudines; Emydidae
Product: immunoglobulin superfamily member 1-like
Exons: 5
Coding region: 78-857 (259 amino acids)
Source: RefSeq, a predicted model, not a curated record
GCACUCAGGCCUCAGGCUGGGUGGAGCUGGGCACUGGGGUGUUGGUGGCAGCACUUAGGGACCCCCACUGCCCCAUCAUGGCAUCUGCUCUCACCAUCCUCCUUCUUGGCUGCUGGCUGGCUGGGCACAGCGGAGUGUGGGGAGGGCGUGAAUUUCUCAAACCCACCAUCUGGGUGAGCCCCAGCAGGGUGGUGGCGCUCGGGGGAAACAUCACGAUCUGCUGUGAGGGUUCGGACCCGGGCAUGGAGUUCUUUCUGCGUAAAGCUGGAGACCCGAAUCCACAGGUGCGGUCAGUGCGUAAUGGGACCGUGGCUGAAUUUCCCAUCGCCAAUGUCAGCCGGGAAGAUGGAGGGAACUACACCUGUGACUAUCACUCCAUAGCAGAACAGAAUCGCACAUCGCAUCCCAGCGACCCCAUCAAGAUCAUUGUAGGAGAGCCCAUCUACCCCAAACCCAACAUCUACCUGAGCCGAAGCAGGGGGGUCUUCUUGAGGGGAACUGUGGCGAUCUGGUGUGAGGGGCAGCGCCGGGGCAUGCGGUUCGUGCUGAAUAAAGAGCGACGCUAUUUUGUACCUAUCGAUGCAACUGGGUUUAUGGUUGUGUUUUCCCUGAGCAACGUGAGCCGGGAGGAAGCGGGGAGCUACAGCUGCUACUAUCACAGCAUAGUGGAUCCGUUCAACAUGUCAUACCCCAGCGACCCCAUGGAGCUGGUGGAGAGAGGAGUCUGGAUCCGGCCGUGUAGGGAACAGAAUCUCCCCAGGGGACAAGCCGCUUUCCCGUGGGGGGCUGAGACGCCUGCACAAACCACGCCUGCCCCCAAACACCCCUGCCUUGGAGAAUCCCAGUUCCUGACCUGACAGUGUCUCCCCAGGAUUGAACCCCCGAUGCUGUGUGUGAUGUUGCACUUCAUAUGUUUAUGGAAAUAUGCUUAUGAGUCUAAAUAUAAUGUAACUGGAAUAUGCUUUAUACAAAAGGUCUUUUGUAAGGUAUCAUUACAAAGCUUAUAAUCUUCUGAGUGUGAUCAUCCUAUUUGUAUGAAUGUAUCAGUCAUGUAUCUAAAACUAGAAAUAUGAAGUUAACUCUGAAGUCCUAUUGUAAUUAUGCAAAGUUUGGGCCAUUAAUGGUGGUUUAGAAUUUGAUGGCACCCAUUGACUAGAACAAUGGCUGUAGAUGGUUUAUUUACCUGCAAGCCUGCUUAUGGAUGUGGGGACCAGCCUGUGGGUAAUGAAGAAUGAGGUCUCACAGGGACUUGUGACCAUGUCACCUGAUACUGGAAUCCAUCUUAAACCUGGUGCUUUUCCAUUUAGAGGGAGGGGUGGGAACCCAGAGAGAGACAAAGGAUUCCCGCCUUGGGCCAAAACUAACUAACAAGGACUGUACCGGGGAAAGAAUUGGGCCAAGACUAGGAAGGAGUCUAGUCUGUGAAAGAAGCUUAUUGGAACAUCUCUGCGGGUGAGAUUUAUCUGUAUUCAGUUUCUUAAUGUAUUAGGCUUAGACUUGCAUGUUUUGUUUUAUUUUGCUUUGUAACUUACUUUGUUCUGUCUGUUAUUACUUGAAACCACUUAAAUCCUUCUUUUUAUGCUUAAUAAAAUCACUUUUGUUUAUUAG